CAUGAGGAGGCAGCCCACUCCAGAACUACAACUACACUUGCAGGACACAAGCCUAAACCAAGCAGCACUCAUCAACCAAGUAGCUAGAAGACAGAGAGUGUGUAGUAGCACCCACAGACGAAGCAAACCAACCAAAAUUGUCAUGCUCCCACACCUACACCAGUGAUUGUGUGAAGUGAUAACACAGGGGAGAAGAGCGAGAGAGAGACAGAGACAGACAGAAGAAAAGAUACACAGAUAGAUCGCCAUGCCGCCUCAGCUGGAGCACCAUGAGCAGCAGCAGCAGACAGCCGGAGGUGGUGGCCACCGAGCAGCUGCACCUCCUCCUCCUCCUCCUCCCAACAGCAUGCCCACCUUUAGCAGCAGCAGUAGUAGCAGCAGCAGCAGCGGCACUCCCUCUCCUACUUCUGUUUCUGCCACCACCACCACCACCAACGUCCCCUCCGGCGCCGUCGUCCAUCCCACCACCUCCAGCCCGCCGUCGUCCGCCGCCUCCGCCCGCCCUGCCGCCAACUCCUUCCCUCUCGUCCUAAAGUUCGAGGAAGUGGUGUACAAGGUGAAGCUCGGGAAGCCGACGGCCGGAUGGUGCGACAAGCUGUCGGCGGCCGCGUCGAACAUGGCGUCCUUCGGCGGCGGGGACGGGAGCAAGAACAAGAAGGCCACUGCGUCGGCGGCAGGGUCGUCGUCGUCGUCGUCGCGGGCGCGGGCGCGGGAGAAGACCAUCAUCAGCGGCAUGUCCGGGGUGGUGCGCCCAGGCGAGAUGCUAGCGAUGCUGGGCCCGUCCGGGAGCGGCAAGACGACGCUGCUGACGGCGCUAGGCGGUCGCCACGGCGGGCGAGCGGCGGUGCUGUCCGGCAAGAUCACCUACAACGGGCAGCCCUUCUCCGGCGCCGUGAAGCGCCGGACCGGGUUCGUGACGCAGCACGACGUGCUGUACCCUCACCUGACUGUCUCCGAGACGCUGUGGUACACGGCGGCGCUGCGGCUGCCGCGGUCGCUGAGCGCCGGCGAGAAGCGCGCGCAGGCGGAGGCCGUGGCGCGGGAGCUCGGGCUGGCGAAGGUGGCCGGGAGCAUGGUGGGCGGCGUCCGCGGCGUGCGCGGGCUGUCCGGCGGCGAGCGGAAGCGCGUCAGCAUCGGGCUGGAGAUGCUGGUGGACCCGAGCCUGCUGCUCCUGGACGAGCCCACGUCCGGGCUCGACUCGACGACGGCGGCGCGGAUCGUCGGGACGCUCCGCCGGAUGGCGGCGCAGGGCGGCCGCACCGUGGUGGUCACCAUCCACCAGCCGUCGUCGCGGCUGUACCACAUGUUCGACAAGGUGCUGCUGCUGUCCGCCGACGGCCGCCCCAUCUACUACGGCCGCGCCGCCGACGCGCUCGACUACUUCGCCUCCGUCGGCUUCGCGUCGCCGCUCUCACUCAACCCCGCCGACCUCAUGCUCGACCUCGCCAACGGUAUCGCGCCGCAGACGACGAGCGGCGACGGCGCCGCGGACGGGAUGGCGGCGGUGACCAGCGGCAGCGAGAGCGAGCACAAGGAGGUGCGCGCCAAGCUGGCGGCGGCGUACGAGCGCCACAUUGCGCCGGCGGUGAAGCUGGACAUCUGCGCGCGGGAGACGACGUCGACGGCGGCGUUGCCGCCGGGCAGCAGCGGCGCCGGGCACGCGACGACGACGUGGACGACGGGGUGGUGGACGCAGUUCCUGGUGCUGUUCCAGCGCGGGCUCAAGGAGCGUCGUCACGAGUCGUUCAACAAGCUGCGCGUCUUCCAGGUGCUGAGCGUCGCGACGCUGGCGGGCCUCCUCUGGUGGCGCACGCCGGCGUCGCACCUGCAGGACCGGACGGCGCUCGUCUUCUUCUUCUCCGUCUUCUGGGGCUUCUUCCCGCUCUACAACGCCGUCUUCACCUUCCCUCUCGAGCGGCCCAUGCUGGUGAAGGAGCGGUGCUCGGGGAUGUACCGCCUCUCCUCCUACCUCGCGUCGCGCGCGGCGACGGACCUCCCCAUGGAGCUCGGCCUGCCCACGGCGUUCGUGCUCAUCCUCUACUGGAUGGGCGGCCUCGACCCGCGCCCGGCGCCGUUCCUCCUCUCCCUCGCCGUCGUGCUCUACAGCGUGCUCGUGGCGCAGAGCCUCGGGCUCGCCAUCGGCGCCGUGCUCAUGGACGUCAAGCAGGGGACCACGCUGGCGUCCGUCAUCACCAUGGUCUUCCUCAUCGCCGGCGGCUACUACGUGCAGCACAUCCCGCCGUUCGUCGCGUGGCUUAGGUGGCUCAACUACAGCUUCUACUGCUACCGACUCCUGCUCGGGAUCCAGUUCCCCAACGGCGGCGGCUACUACGACUGCGGCGACGGACACGGCAAGCUCUGCGCCGUCGCCGAGUUCCCGGCCAUCAAGGCCGUCGGGCUCAACAACCACUGGGUCGACGUCUGCGUCAUGGCGCUGCUCCUCGUCGGAUACCGCGUCGUCGCGUACAUUGCCCUCGAUCGCCUCAAGCCCAGGUGAUGAUGAUCAGCGGCCAUUGUCUGCAGCUGCAGUGGCCGAGAGCUGCCUGCCCAAACAUGAAAAUGGCAUGCAUCCGGCCAUGGAUGGAGCAGUAGAAGAGUCUGAUUAAUCAGUCAGCUCCAAGACCAAGAGGCAUUACUUAACUGGAAGAAGAGUUAGUUAAUUUAGGUGAUGGCGAGAGGUGAUUAGCGCUUAUUAAUCCCAUCGGGUGAUCAAGAGCAGGAUUAAUGGUGGUGCUUACUGAUUAGUGUACGUGGAUGAUGACGUGGCACGAAAUAAUCGCUAGAUUGAUCUGUAACGAGAAGAGAAGGAAGCACUUAGUAGUGCUCUGCUCUGUAUAAUACAACGAGGGGGAUGAGUACAAUACAAACCUGCAGCUAGAUGCAGCUUCUCUCUGUCUGAUACUCUGAACAAAAGAUCAAGUUCCAGACCUGUUACUCC
This is a messenger RNA of Sorghum bicolor (sorghum), 2938 nucleotides long. RefSeq names its product ABC transporter G family member 14. NCBI's taxonomy places the organism in Eukaryota, Viridiplantae, Streptophyta, Magnoliopsida, Poales, Poaceae. Bases 248 to 2497 code for a protein of 749 amino acids. The transcript has 3 exons. The record is from RefSeq and is a predicted model, not a curated record. Gene Ontology annotation, cellular component: membrane. Gene Ontology annotation, molecular function: ATP binding; ABC-type transporter activity; ATP hydrolysis activity.